Molecule: messenger RNA, 231 nt
Organism: Linum tenue
Lineage: Eukaryota; Viridiplantae; Streptophyta; Magnoliopsida; Malpighiales; Linaceae
Source: the annotation of a GenBank genome assembly
AUGUUCACGAUCUCCGCUUGCGGCAUUGAUUUUGUAUUUUUUGGCCAAUUCUCCGAUGAUCAGGUUCUGACUCAAAACAAAUCAAGAUCUACGCUUCAAGAUGUGCCAAAAGGUUUCCUCAUGGUGUAUAUGGGGAAGGCCCAGAAGAAAAGGUUUCUAGUUCCUGUUUCCUACUUAGGCCAGCCUUCGUUUCAGGAUUUGCUGAGCAUGGCUGAAACACCUAAAAUCUAA